AUGGCUACAGAGGAGGAGAGUAUUAUUGGGAGAUUAUCUCUUCGGGAAGAUGAAUCUACAACACAUUCCACUAGAUCGCUGACACUUUCUCGUACUGAUCCUUUGCUCACCAUCAUUGUAAAGCUUCACUGUUCGAGAAUUGUGUCUUAUGAUUCUAUUGGCACUCACUGUCGGAAUAUCUGGUCCAUUCGCCAUGGUUUUAUUGUGAGACCUGUUGGGGAUAACAUAGUACACUUCAAGUUCAAUGAUCAAAUAGAUCGGGCUAGGGUUCUUCAUGGAGAGCCUGGUUAUUGGGUUGAAAACAUCUUUUAG
Molecule: messenger RNA, 312 nt
Organism: Oldenlandia corymbosa var. corymbosa
Lineage: Eukaryota; Viridiplantae; Streptophyta; Magnoliopsida; Gentianales; Rubiaceae
Source: the annotation of a GenBank genome assembly